Molecule: messenger RNA, 1747 nt
Organism: Eucalyptus grandis
Lineage: Eukaryota; Viridiplantae; Streptophyta; Magnoliopsida; Myrtales; Myrtaceae
Product: kinesin-like protein KIN-1
Exons: 15
Coding region: 90-1601 (503 amino acids)
Biological process (GO): microtubule-based movement; cytoskeleton-dependent intracellular transport
Cellular component (GO): microtubule; kinesin complex
Molecular function (GO): microtubule binding; ATP binding; plus-end-directed microtubule motor activity
Source: RefSeq, a predicted model, not a curated record
UCUUCCAGAUUUCCUCUGCGAUUUUUCGCAGGUACUCUGUCCAAAUCUCUCAGCUCGACUCGGCCUUCUUCGGCAGCGCCAGCGCGAAGAUGACGGCCAACAUCACCGUCUGCGCGCGGUUCCGGCCUUUGAGCUCGAAAGAGAGGCGCGAUCACGGCGAUUCCGUCUGCAUCGAGCGGAUCGACGACGAAACCUUCAAUCUCAAGGAUGAAAAGGAAGGAGAGAUGAAGUUCAGCUUCGACAAGGUGUUCUACGACGACUCGAAGCAAGAUGAUGUCUAUUCGUUCCUGGCUCGUCCUAUCGUUCGAGAUGUGGUGAAUGCAAUAAAUGGGACGAUCAUUACCUAUGGACAGACUGGAGCUGGAAAGACAUAUAGUAUGGAGGGACCAAGCAUCCUUGAAUGUGAUGACGCCAAGAAAGGUCUCCUUGCAAGAGUGGUUGCUGGAAUUUUCAGAGAAAUCAGUUCUGCUGAUUCGAUCAAGUAUACAAUCAAAUUGUCCAUGGUAGAGAUCUACAUGGAGAAAGUAAGGGACCUUUUAGAUCUUUCAAAGGAUAACAUACAAAUUAAAAAGACCAAAUCGCAAGGACUAUCCUUACCUGAAGUUACAGAGAUAUCUCUAUCAGACAUUGCUGAAGCGUUACAAAGUUUAUCCAGUGGAAUAUGCAACAGAGCAGUUGGAGAGACCCAAAUGAACGUGGGCAGCAGCAGAAGCCAUUGUAUUUACAUAUUCUCGGUGCACCAAGAAUCAACCAUACAGAAGAGAACAUUUGGAAAGCUAAUUCUUGUGGACCUGGCUGGCUCUGAGAAAGUUGAGAAAACGGGAGCAGAGGGCAGGGUUCUUGAAGAAGCUAAAACCAUCAAUAAGUCCCUGUCAGCACUUGGAAACGUAGUACAUGCCCUGACAUGUGGUCCAAACGGAAAAGGAAACCAUAUUCCAUAUCGCAACUCCAAACUUACUCGAAUAUUGCAAGAUUCUCUUGGAGGGAACUCUCAAAUGGCAUUACUAUGUUGCUGUUCACCCAGUCCUUCAAAUGCUUCAGAAACUCUGUCGACCCUCAGGUUUGGUGCCAGGGCAAAGCACAUAAAAGCAUCACCACGUGUCCACAGUACCAAAGAUAAACAUGCUAAGACACUGAGGACAUCCUUCCCAUCCAAAGAUGAAUCAUGUGACAAAGUUGCAGAUAAGUCAAGGGAAAGCAUGGAUGCUGAAGAUGUCAAGUUGCUUCAGGAUUUGUUCACAUCGGAGGGAAGAGUACACGAUCCUAAUUUUCUUACAGACUUGGAACUUGAUUGUGGGGAGGCUGCUGCAGCAACUAAUAUUCCAUUGCAACGAGCUGAAGAGGAGCUUGCUUCUGCUGUUGAGCUGCUUAAAGAGCAGAACAAAGUCCUGGAGGCGAUGCUGGCAAUUGCGACGAGGAUGCUUUCAUCUCAGCGCGAGGCAAAUGAUGAUCUCAGCUUUGGGCACUUGGUAUUUGAGUCUCUAAAACCCUCCAUCGCUUGCGUUGCAUGCCUACCCCUGGUCAAGCUGUUGACAGACAGCUAUGCCUUUCUACCGUGCUGCUGCUGCUGCUGCUGCUUUACAAAAGGAUCAGGGGAAUAAAGGAAUAAUGUUAGAACUACAUUAAAACCUCAAUUUUGAAAUGGUUCCCUAUUAAUUUUCUCCACUACUUGUUUUGAUGCAAUUGUAUGAAGGGUUUUGUUUGCAUAAUAAUCUUUGAGUUAGAAUAACAGUUUGUUGUGAUCCAC